AAGUUAGAUACACAACUGAAGUAAAGAAUUAAAGCCCAAUUGAAAAUCAGCCGGCGAGAUCAAUAGAGAAGAAGGGAGGGUCGUCGUGCUCGUAUAGGUGGUUAUCGCGCGCCCCGACGUCGUUUGGAAGCUAAAACGCGGUCCAGAACCUCCUAUGCAGAGGAGGAGCUGAGAGGAGAGAGAGGAUCGAAUCGGAAAAUGGCAGGGAAGAUGAAGAAGGGCGAGGCGAGCAGUAGCAGCAGAAGCGGCGGCGGCAGUAACCACAGAGGGGAAAGCGUGGUGGAUGAUUACGGCGAAAAUAAAAGCUCCUGCGGCUACUGCAGAUCCCCUGCUCGCACCAGUAUCACUCACGGUUUGUGGGCACAUAGCAUUACGAUUGAUGACUACCAAGAUCUUCUUGACCGGGGUUGGAGGCGAUCUGGUUGUUUCCUUUACAAACCUGACAUGGAAAGAACAUGCUGCCCUGCUUAUACUAUUCGUCUGAGAGCAGGCGAUUUUGUUCCUUCCAAAGAGCAAGUGCGGGUGUCUAGACGAAUGCAAAGGUACUUAGAAGGUAACUUGGAAUGUAAGAAACUAGGGGAGUGUAUGGAGAAUCCAAAUGCCUCUAAGGACACACGCAGCCAUACCCAUCUCGAAGUUUCAAGCUCAGCUGCGAAAGAAUCCUGUUCCAAUAACAAUGAACAGAAGGGUGGGGAAGAAAAGAUUAUGCAUUACUUAUCAGAUCAAGUUGAUAAUGCCGUUCGUGGUUGCUCUGAAAAUGGGGAAUUCCCUGACAUUCAAUUUCCAAAAGCUAUUGUUAAAAAGGUUUUACAAGCCAAAAGAAAGCUAUUGGUUGAAGGAUCUGAAGAUCUCUUGUACUCGAGCAAUAUUGCAUUCCAAAUAGCGGCUACUAUAAGGAGGUCGUUACCAGGUGAGAAGGAUGUCCACCAGGGAAGAUUGUCGACGCAUAUUACAGAUGAAAAAGGGCCAUCUCCAAAACUUAUUGCUGAAAAGCUAGAGAGUUACUUGAAUCAGUUGGCAGAAACAUCUGGUCUGUUAGUCAGGGCUUGCAACGGACAUUUAAAUUUUUAUUCUGCCACAAAACAAGCUUCCUCAUACGAAAGUGCUCAAACUGUUAACAUCUCAAAAGGAUCUGCUGCCGGGUCUGAAAGUAAAGGCUGCAGUGUGACACAUAGCUCUCAAAAUGCUCCAGUAAAGAGGCGUAGACUUGAGAUUCAUUUGAGAAGGUCCAGUUUCGAUUCAGAAGAAUAUGCUUUAUAUAGACGGUAUCAAAUAGCGGUGCAUAAUGAUACCCCUGAGCAUGUUACUGAAAAAUCGUAUAAGAGGUUCCUGGUUGAUACUCCCUUAAAUUAUGUGCCUCCAAAAGGUGAUGGAACAGUUCCACCUUGUGGCUUUGGUUCUUUCCAUCAGCAAUAUGUUGUUGAUGGCAAGCUUAUUGCAGUUGGUGUUAUAGAUAUCCUCCCUAGAUGUUUGUCGAGUAAAUACUUAUUUUGGGACCCAGAUUUUGCCUUCCUAUCACCUGGAAAGUAUUCAGCACUACAAGAAAUAAAUUGGGUGAAAGAAAAUCACGCCCAUUGCUCUACUCUCCAGUAUUAUUAUCUCGGUUAUUACAUUCACACUUGCAGUAAGAUGAGAUACAAAGCAGCAUAUUGCCCGUCUGAGUUACUCUGUCCGCUCCGUUACCAGUGGAUUCCUUUUCAUAUUGCCAAGCCUUUGCUUGAUAAAAAGCGGUAUGCUGUUCUGUCGGAUGUUUCCGUCUCACAAGAUAGAGAGUCCUUGCCACCUCAUGUUUCUGAAGAAGUCAUGGAAGUGCAACAUGAUGACAUCGGGAAAGAAGACACUAAUGAUUUUCCUAUGUAUGAUGAUGAAGGAGCAAUUGACGUUGAAUAUGAAAGCUCAGACAACGAACAAAAUCUGGUAUCUGUUGAUGUGAAAGAUGGAGAUAUCGGUAACAUUUUAAUCGGGUUGAAUGGAUCUCGUGUGAGAUUCAAGGUAUGUAUACUCAAGAGUCAUAGAAUUUUCAGACCUCCCCACCCAAAAUCCAGAUACCUUCGGGCAUUCAUUUACUUGCUACACUGUUUUUCGUUGAAGGAUAUAAAGUUCGCUUUUGGUUCUUCAAAAAGGAGUUACUUGGAGUUCCAGCUGCACCGAUAUAUGAGAGUUGUAGGUGAAGAGCUGGCUGAGCGAAUGGUUUAUUCACUCGAGUGAUUUGGUCGUUCUCGUGACCCUUCGAUUGAUUUCAUCACAAAUGAAAGAUUUGCACAAUGUAGCCGGAGCCGACUUUUCUGCCUGAAUCAACCGCCUGGCCAUUUUACCUGGGGGCUAAACCGGUAAGCCAAUGCCGAGUAGUUUGGUUCCGGCAGCCGUUCCAACCGGCUAUGUUCAAUAUCCGACAGACUCCUUCCUCGGAUGCAUCUUGCAGUUUACAUUUUUUUCUUCAUGUCAAGUUAUGGAAAGGGAUCCUGUUCCAUCAAAUCCUCCCCAUCAAUCAAUCCGGACCUCUUGAAAUUUGAUACAACAAUUAAAGUUAUUAUAACUUUUAAAGUGGAUCCCUGUAUGUAGCCGUUAGAUCAAAUUUUAAGGGUCUGAAUUAGUUGAUGAGGUGAUGAGGAGGAUUUGGUAGAAGGGAGAGGAUCCCCUUCCUUCCUCAAGUUAUAUCUAUUUAAAUUGGUAAAUUUAUAAGAGUUGCCCAAAUGCAUAAUUAAGCUACGAUUCACCCUUUUAUAUUUUAAUAUAAUAUUAGAUUUAAUUUGGUCCCCAGCAUUAAUUUUGUGGGUCCCGUUGUACGAUUGAAAUUCUGACGUCAGCAAACUGUUUUUUCCCGCCGGACUGUGCGGAUUAAUUUUGGCGAAUGAAGAUGUUCGAGUCGGUUU
Molecule: messenger RNA, 2873 nt
Organism: Malus domestica (apple)
Lineage: Eukaryota; Viridiplantae; Streptophyta; Magnoliopsida; Rosales; Rosaceae
Product: arginyl-tRNA--protein transferase 2-like
Biological process (GO): protein arginylation
Cellular component (GO): cytoplasm
Molecular function (GO): arginyl-tRNA--protein transferase activity
Source: RefSeq, a predicted model, not a curated record